AGUGAACAACGUUUUCGAAAAUAAUCGUCGAUCGAGUUGCUUUGACAAGAAUCUAUAUAUAAAUAUUUGUAUGGAAAUUGAAUGAACAGAUCGAGUGUUCGAAAUAUGCAUGAAAAAGGAUAAAAUUCUCGUUGGGAUUCUUCCGUAUCCGAAUCUUUAAUCGAAGAAGAUUAUACUAUAUGGAAGAUGAAAAAUAUUCGAAGAAUCGUUAUGUUGGAAAGACAUUAUAUUUACUCUUAACGAAAUCGCAUGGAAUUCAAAGGAGAUUCCAAAAUUUUGGGGAAAAACAUGGACAAUAAACAUGGAAUUGGCGAAAAGAACAAAGAAAAGAAGCGUGUGAGGAUGCUGGAACGACAGGAUUCCACUUGCACCGGUUAAAAUGAAUCGCAGGGAAGACCCGCUGUUGCGGCAGCAUCGCAACCGCUUGCUGCAAUUAGCGGAGGUGACAAACAUCAAGCCUGGCCGUGGCAGCGGGAAAAGACGAGGCCAGAGGCAGUCGUACGGUUUCGGACCCAGCAAUGGCGGUUCGAGUACCGGUAGCCGCAUUACCCUUCAGGAUAUCGUGAGAAGUGAUCCUGGAUACACGCCAAACAUCGAGCAUUUAGUUUUCCCGGAGCGCAAAAGCAGUAAUCCGAAUCUGGCCAAAACAGCCGAGGAAUCGCCGCCAAACAAAUCCAAAGUCAAUGCAACCACCUCGGGAAGAUCUAGGCUCGCUGAAGUGUUCUCCAGGCAUUAUUCGAGAGGCUCGUCCCAAGACUCUUCUGUUACGUCCAGAAAGAAUCACUUAAACAGCACGUCACUGGACAGCGGAGGGACGGUGGUGGUGUCCCAUCAGGCAACAGGGUCGAGCGUAUCAACGGUGGUGACGAGAGGCGGCGGUCGUCGUUGGUUGUCGCAGAGUUCGCAAUCCUCGAGGCAACAUUCGGCCGAGGACGGGGUACGUGGGGGCAACGUGGGCGUCAUAGGGCCCGUUUCGACCUCGUCCUCGAGCCAGGCCCCUGCUCCCGCCCUGCCACCUCGUAGAGUCAGUCCAGCCGCGAAUUCUGCCGACAUCUCGAAUACGGCCACUGGCUCCCGCGGCGACAGAGGUCAAAACGUGUCGAUCCUGCAUCUGCGCAGCACCUCGGAUCCUUGGGAGGUCGGUUCUCAGGGUUCUUCGUACAGCGUCGGUAGCAAUAAAAGUCAAAGCGGAGGCAAAGGAAAAUCAAGUGGAAACGCCCGAGGCUCGUAUACACGCGGUACUUCAAUACCAUCCUUGAAACGGCACGAUACAACGGCAUCGGCAGCGGCAUCGACUUCCAGCCUAAAGCAACAUCGGCAGGACAGCCAUAGUCAGGUGACGGGUUCUCGUCGUCGAGAAUCCUCGAAUUCGUUCCUGUCGGGUAACAGCGGCACUUCCGGCGAACUUUUCAUCAGCGGAGAUUGCAGCAGGGAAUUGUCGCCGGUCCGAUGGUGCGAUAGAGAAGUGGACGGGGUCUACCUUGGUCGAUCCGGUUGGGUUCAGGUGCAGCAACGAUCCCUGGAUGAGAAUCGGCGGACGAGCUACGAGAGUAGCCUGGUGACGGCGGCCACGGGCACUCUCCCGUUACCGCGACGAGCAACGGUAAAAUUGGCCGAUUAUCAUUGCAACAGCGAGCCAGGCAAAUGCCCGGAGGAAUUCUUACGAUUGGACAGCCAGAGGCCGGACUAUUUGGCCCUUCACGGUCAAGAUUUCGAAUCCGUGGGGAGCAGCGCUUGCACCUCGCCCCACAGUAUCCCGGAAUCGUAUUCGCCGCCCUCGAUCACCCCGAUAAUAUCCCCGCCACCGGCGUUCCAGGAUGCGGUCGGGAAGAGAACCUCCUCCAAACAUUCUUCGGGGCGCAACAAUUACGGGAAACCGCCUUUCCUCCCUCGAUCCAACGCCAUAGUGGACAGUGAUAUCAUCAGCCCUCCACCUUCGCCCCCGCAUCAAGUCAAUUGGAGUUCCUUGCCGCCCACGUCCCGAAAAUCCUCGAGCACGCCGUCCAGAGCUCGGAGGCAGAACAGCGGCGGUCAACAGCAGCAGCAGCAACAACAGCAGCAGCAGCAGCAACAGCAACAACAGUACAGAAUGGCGCAAGCCAAGUCGUUGGAGGAUCAGUCUUCCUCGAGGAGGUCGCAAUUCGUGCAACGUUAUCUUGAAUCGUCGAGCUCGUCCUCGUCGUCGGUCGGUUUCAGAAGUCUGGAUAGUUGCGUGACGAGAUCGACUAUGCCCAGAUUGGCGGAGAACACAGAUUCCUCGGUGGAAGGGUACGACGACGGGGACGACGAGGACGACAAUCCGAGCUCCUCGUUGAAUCUAAGCCUCGUCUCCUCCUCGAUAAUAGCGUUGAAUUCGUCCACGGAAUCUAUCCGCGCCAAUGGGGAGAGGAUCUCGCCGAACAGGCAGAGCCGACAUCACAGGAGUCAACAGGGAUUAAGAAGAUCGCCGGGAUCGUCGGAAUCCGGCAAGUUGUCGUUCAACUCGCCGUCUUCCUCCUCCUCGUCGUCGAGCAGCACGGACAGACAGGGCAGAUCGCCGACACCGAACCCUUUCAGACGUAGCAACGCUUCUAGGCAACAUCAGAGCGCGAGGACGACUCAAGCGUCCCCGGAUUCUCAUCAGUCGCGGGUGAGAAGGUCGAGAAGUCUUCAAUUGCCGGAGAAAAGGUCUCCGAGCGCCGCCGCGCCAUUGAACAGGGAACAUUCGAGGGAAUCUAACGAGCCCCACAGAUUGGUUGUGAAAAUUUCCAGCGAUCGAGGGAACGAGAGGAAACGUCAUGCUCUUCAGAACAGAAAAGCGCAGUCAACCGAGAACGCGUUGAACGAGGAGUUGCUCCGUGAGACCGAGGCUGUAACCGAGUUCCUUUACGGUACGAGGAGCCGCGCGAUAGCCAGAAGCCUGCUGUCGUGUCGCUUCGAGCGUCGCGAGGAUGGCCAGGAGCAAAGGCAGAGGAGUAAUCCCAACACUUACGAUGUUUACUUUAUCUCCUCUAAACACCAGCAAUCUUCCAAAUCCACCGGAUCGUCCAUGCAACAACAGUCGCAGCAGCCACAGCAGCAAACGCAACAACAACAACAACAACAACAGCAGCAGCAGCAACAAUCGAGGCGACCUAAAACGCUUCAAAGGGGAGCAACGACCCCGAAUGCGAAUCCCGCGAACCAUGACUUCUGCAUCAGUCCCGACACGAAGUUGCGCUGCAACAGCAGCACGUGCGAUUUCUGGCCGCAUUGCUCGCAGAGAGACACUCUUUACUCCCCCAACCAAGCUCCGGUAUUCAUGAAGUUAUCCCAGAGUUACCCGGCUCAUCAGAGGCUCCCCACGGACGCUGGAAGCAGCCACGCGAGCAGAGGUAGCGCCAGCUCGUCUCCAGCAUCGUUGGAGCGAAUGGACGAUCGUGAAUUUCGCGAUCGUGACGCGUCCCGAAAGAAUCGGGCUACUCGUGAUCGGAGUAACAGCAGCGCGGCCAAAUAUCAGGAGAGGCAACCGAAGAGCGUGUUGAAACAGUCGAGUCGAUGGUCGUCCCUGGAAGGAUCUAACGGGAACGGCUCGAGCGUGGAUAAGAGGGAAUAUCAUAGGUAUUAUCAGAAAGCGGAAUUCAGUUCGGGCAGUUUCGAGGGUUGUGAGAGCAAGGAUAGAAAGGUGUCGCCGGUUCAAGGGAAGAAUAUAGCGAGUAGAUCGCCGAGCGGCCACGCAGCGUCCUCCUCGGCUACCUCGUCAUCCUCGAGUAGCGACAUUUGGGUGACCACGUCCGAUCGAACCGUGACCAAGAGUCCGAGGAAUGCGAAGAGCUCGGGUGCGUCAACUCCCAUGGAGGAUGCGGUGAUUGGUUCUCUGAAGACGUUGAUGGAGCCGCCGAAAGAUGGAAUGCUGUCCAGGCCUGGAAGCGCUCCAACGAGGGGUGAGGAUACUCUGUCGGCGGACGGAUCCUUGGAUCCUCAUCAGCGGUCACUAUCGUUGCCUAAGUCCUUCUUGACGCACAACGGCAAUAACAAAGGAGGAUCCUGGCAGCGUGGGCAGAAUUCCCAAAGGUCGAGCCCCAGUCCCAGUCGACUUCACCACACGCAGGAAGCGGCCACGCCUCACACAGCUCCUGUUUCCCCGCUACACGAUCAACGUUCGAACGCGUAUUCUGGAAAGGAUAGGAGACGGAUUCCUGGGCUGAGCAAGGCGCAGAGGCGUAUCAAAGCGUCGAGCACGCCUGCGCUUUUGGAUCGUGAUGUGGAAAGUCGACAGUGGUCGGGAGACGAAGAAGACGAGGGCACAACAGGUCACGUAACAACGGAACAUCCUCUGGCAGAGGCGACAAUUCCUUUGGUCUCCCAUUCGCGACUUCAAGAGCAGCCCUCUAACUUAAGUGGCAAUCUCGUGACCGCUUCUGGAACCCAGAAUCCUCCUCGUUCGAGCACGCAGAGCCAGCAAGAAAGCGUUCUGCAGAAAUUUAGAAAAAGUUUCUCCUUGAGGUUUCACAAAAAGGGCAGCAAGGAGAGCAACGAGAGCGAAUGUCCGGCCGAAGAUAACGAUGGAUCCGGACCUUUGGACGAGGAGGAAGAAAGGGAACCACCUACUGUGACUGAACAGACCCCUCAACAUAAAGAAGACACCAAUAAUGACCAGAAAUUCCGAUUCGGUCCUCUUGUAUGGAGAAGCAGUAAAGAGAGGAAAAAAGGCAGCAAGGCUGCCAGAAACGCGAAAUGCAACAGCGGAGAUAGUGGAAUACAGAUCGAGAUGGUAUCUGGUGGAGCAUUGACUGGGGGUGGUGGUGGUGGUGGAAUGAUGGGGGGUGGUGAUAGCUCCGAGUCCCACGACACGGAUGUCCAAGACGAGACGGACAGCCCGCCAGCCCUUCGCAGGCGAGUCGCCGACAAAUCACGACCCCAGUCCGAGCUCAUCAACCAGAUACUGAUCGACAAGUUUAAGGCGGAUCUUCAGAGUCGUACGUCGUCGAGGCACCAGCAUGUACGUAGAACGAACAGCGAUUUAGGAGGUCAAAGGUUACUCCAGUGGGAUACGAGGUCUGGUUACAGCCACGCGCACAAUUACCGCAGGAUGCUGUCGACGCCAUCGCCGAUCAAGACGAGGCCUCCUAGGCUGAGCCCGAGGCACUCCUCCCAUGACAUCGUUACGCUGAGAAGUAACGCGAAAGGGAGGAGUUCUCGGACAAAUUUGAGGCGUUCACUUAGUCAACCACUGGGUAUUAAUCAACUAUCACCCUUGAUGCGCACCAAAACUGCAGGCGCAAGGUUGCCCGGUGGAAACGUCCUGUCUGAGGAUGAACAGGAUGGAAGAGGUGGGACUUCGGAUGACGAGAUGAUGUCCGAUUCGGAAUCCUCCAUCGCCUCCUUGACGGAUAGAAAGAAAUCCUUCGAGCAGACGAUGGACGAGGAGGUUGUAAUCUUGGCUGAAGCUGUUUGGGACCACGUGGCGAUGGAACCAGAGGAGUUAGCUUUCCGUGCUGGCGAUGUGAUAGAGGUUUUGGAUAAUUUGGAUAAAGACUGGUGGUGGGGUAGUUGCAGAGGAGAGCAUGGUUGGUUCCCGGCUGCAUUUGUUAGGUUACGCGUAAGCCAAGAAGACACUGUCGAGGAUUGUUUGGCGGCGAUGGCCUCUGGAGGUACAUCGAAUCAACAAUUGAGAAGACGUACCAGUGUCUCGUUGUUAUCAAACGAGCAAGUUAGAACGAGCGUAGUUCGUGAACUGGUUCAAACAGAGCGGGAUUUCGUCAAGAUACUAAGGGAUGUUGCGGAGGGUUACAUAGCUGAAUGUCGACGACGCACGGAUAUGUUUACCGAAGAGCAGAUAGAAACGAUUUUUAUCAAUCUCGAGGAAUUGUUAGACUUUCAAUCUGAAUUUUUGAAAGAUUUAGAAACUAGGAUAGAUUGGAGUGCUCCGUAUAAGAGUUGUGUCGGUGAAUGUUUCCUAAAUCAUAGAGCAGGAUUUCGCAUGUAUUCAGAGUAUUGCAAUAGUCAUCCUAUGGCUACCGCCACGUUACAAGAAUUAUAUCAGCAUAAUCGUUACAGUAAGUUCUUUGAAGCCUGUAGGUUAAUGAGAGGAUUGAUAGAGAUUCCUUUGGAUGGAUAUUUAUUGACGCCUGUGCAACGAAUAUGCAAGUAUCCGCUCCAAUUGGCGGAGUUGUUGAAAUAUACAAAAUCUGAUCAUCCGGAUUACCAUAAAAUUCAGGAAGCCCUUGAAGCGAUGCGAGAUGUCGCCGUUCUGAUUAACGAGAGAAAAAGACGAAUGGAAAGCCUUGAAAAGCUGGCUGCGUGGCAGCUAAGGGUUGAAGGAUGGGAGGGAGAAGAUCUCAUAGAAGUUUCGUCCCAAUUAAUUUAUCAAGGUGAAGCUGUAAGAGUCACUACUGGCAUGUGGACAAAUAAUAUCACCCUCUUCCUGUUCGAUCAUCAGUUAGUAUAUUGUAAAAAGGAUAUUUUAAAGAGGAAUACCUACGUAUACAAGGGACGAAUUUAUCUCGACACAAGCGAAGUGAUCGAUGUUCCCGAUGGUAAAGAUCACCAACUGGGUGUAACAGUGAGGCACUGUUUAAAAGUGUACAGCUGUGUUCGAGAUAAAUGGUUGUUAUUCUGUUGUCGCACAGCGGAAGAGAAACGUCGAUGGUUGACAGCCAUGGCGGAGGAGCGAAGAUUGGUUGCACAGGACAGAAACGAUGGGUUAGAGUUUCCUGCUGCAGCGAGGCAACUAGCCAGACUCGCUGCAACGAGACAACAGAACAGACCGCCAAUUAAACCUCGCAACAAAACGUACAAAAGAGAGUCGGCUUACGAAAUGCCAACAAUGGUCGGGCAGGCCACGACAAACUCGUUAGGGCGUAAAGUUGGCACUUGGUUCACAUUCGGUAGCAGCAAGAAAAAUACACGACUUCAGCCGUCCUGAGACAGGCCUACCUUCGUGCCAUACAUCGACUUGUGAAAGUUUAACGAGAAGCGCUCGAUCGUUGCUUCGUAACUAUGAAUUUCGUUCACGCCGUUACUCGUGUGAGAAACUUUUCUUAAAAAAAAAGUUCCUUAUCAGCUUGAUUUAUUCGGAUUUUCUUCGAUGUUUCGACGUUCAAGAAUAUUCGAAUAAUCAAGCGAUCGAAUAUUUCGUUUUAAUCAACACGAAGGCAAACGAUAACAAGCGCUUAUCAUAUGUAUGGAACGAAGGUAUUUUAUUUAUAUAAUUGUUAAGUUUGACGUUUAAUCUGUCGAUAACAAUAAUAUCGAUACGUCCUGUUGACAGGAUAGUAAAACGCUACAAUUUUCACCAGUCCGAUUAUAUAGUAUUCUUGUUUAAUUUAAACACAUACAGUUCGAUAAAAGAAGAAGAAGAAGAAGAAAAAAAAAAAGAAAAGAAAAGUGUAACUUUAUAUCGUUGGCGAUAUUUAAUUUCACUGCCUCGAAAAAGAUUCUUCUACGCUUUCUCGUCUUAUAAUCACGCAUCUAUCAUGAAGUUUGGACAAGGUAUUAUCACUUAGUUGUUUCUAGAAAAUGAUAAACGUUGUUUGUUCAAACUAUAAUCGCCAGAAAUAUUAUAUUAAUUAAGCAUAAUUAUAAAUUUACGUAAAGGAGAGUAUGCGUACAAGCAACGUUUAUGAGAAUAUCUCAAGUGAAAUGAAGAAUAUUAGAAAGUUUGGAGAAAUAUGAAGAGAUCGAGCGGUUAAAAGCAAAGAAACAAGUAUCGAAGCGGAUCAAAUUAGAAAAUAUAAUCGAAGAAAAAAAGUUACAUAAAUUAGAAAAAUGAAUGCACUUAUUAUUAGACAUGUAUAAAUAUAUAUAUGUGUAAAGCCGUUAGUGAGCUUUUGCGGUACUAAAGAGAAAGUACUAGUCACACUUAUCAUGGAAACACAUGAAAGACCAGUGAUGAAACUUUAUCAUUAUUGAAAUGCAACCGCUUGUAUGUCGUGUACAAUGGAUUAGUAAUGGCCAUCCAUUUUUUAUGGUAAUAAAGACUGAUUGAGAAAUGUUUGUUUUCCAGAGAUUCACGAGUAAAUAGGUAUGAGGGAAGCACUGAGAGAAAAGUAUAGUAAAAAUGUAAUCGAAUUUCAACAUAGAUCAACUUAUAUAUAUAUAUUUGCAGUUUCAAAAUGAAAAAUCUUUUAAUUGUAUUUCUAGUUUGAUGACAAUUUAGAUAAUGUAUUUUAGAGUGCACAGUGAAAAAAAAAACAAUUGAUACAAAUAUUAUAUCUUGAAAUUUUCUCUCGGUGAAGCGAAACGUAUCACAUAUUCAUUAAAAAAAAAAAGAAAAAAAAAUUUUAAAUUGUUUCGCUCCUUUACUGCCUAAAAUUAUCAUCAUUUCAUUUAAAAAGCAGUAAAUUGUAAUACUCAUCAUAGUUCGUAUGAAGGUUUUAAAUUUUUAGUAAAUGGACGGAGAAUUAUAUUUCUACGUCAGAUAUAGAGGCGGACAGUAUUAACAAUAUAAAUAUCAUUAAACGUGUAAAUACUCGCACAUCAAAGCUUCUUUUCUACUGCUGCUUUAGCAGUUUCUAGUUUCUAAAGAGGAAAAAAGAAUCAUCUGAGAUAUCUUUCAAAUUUUUCUACUCUUGUACAGAAAAAUGUUACAGAGAAUAUCACGAUGAAAGCCAGGCAGCCAGCAAAAACCUCUGUGUUUUGUAUGUUAAAGAUUUAAUGGAGUAUGCAUACUGUCUGUAAUUCUUCAUCGCAUAUUUCAAUUAAUAUUUCAAAAAACUAAUCCACUACCAAUUGUGAAAGUUUUCAACACUGCCAAUAUGUUUAUUAGAUAUGUUUUUUUUCGUUUCUGAUAAUCUUUAUCGUUCUAACGAAUGUAUAAUCUUCAAAUUAUAUGUUUAAAAAAAAAAAUUAUUAUUCUCUGCCUUCGAGCGUAAUUUUACAAUAAAAAAAAAAGAAGAAAUAUUUGUAAAACAUAAACAAUACACAGAAGUAUAUUUUUGCUUAUUUUCUGGCAUAGUAUUUAGUAUAUGAAAAGGACAAUAUGAUAACAAAGUGAAAGAGCAAGAUUCCUACUCAAUUGUACAGAGAUCAUUAAUCAUUGAUGUGUAGAUUAGAAGCGAUACAUUUAUUGCUGGACCUAAUUCAUUUAAAACUUAUUUUUAUAGAAAUAUAUUUAUUUGUGCGAACGCAAUUUCUUUGUAAGCAUUGUUAUGUAAGGACAAUUAUAAUGGCCAAUGUAACUAAACAUAAAAAGAGAAAUAUCUACAUAUUAAUUAUAAAUGCUGAAAUGAUAGUCAUCAUUACAUUGCACAACUCAGAACUUUCAUUGAAUUUCACCGACAUCGAUAAAGAAAAAAAACUUUUAUAAAUUAUCAGAGUAAUAUUACAAAUAUAUGCAACAUGUAUUAAUUAUCGAAAAAAAAAAUGAACAUUACGAUAAUUUAUUCUUUGCAUUAUUGUUCUACAUAUCUUGAUAAAGACACGUAACUCAAUAUGUGAUGAAUAAUUCGGCGUGUAUUCUUUCUAUAUUUAUAAAUUAGAAAAUUUGUAUUAUUACUCUGAAAAUAUUAAAACAAAUUCUGCACAAAUGAUGUGCUUUGAAGCAAUAAUAUUAAUAAACUUUACAGUAAUGACAGUUUAGGCUGUUGCAUAUAUAUAUAUGUGAAUGCAUAUAUUGUCCCUUGUAAUAUUCAAUAUUAGUUGCACGUGCAUAUUAAUGAUUGACAUUAUUGUAUAUCAUUAAUAUACACGAACAUAUUACACUUUGAAAUAUUUAAAAAAAAAAAAAACAAUUGAUACGAUAAUGUAUUUGAUUUCGUGUAAAUAACUUAGAUACCGUUAUGAAUGUAAAUAUUGUAGAACUCGUCAUUAGUGAAAAUUUCAACAUAUUCUAGGCAAUAAGAAACUUUAAAAUUAAAUGAUAUAACUUUUGGAUAAGAUUAAUUAUUGAUUAAUAGCACAAUGUUUUGUAUAUUUGUAUAUUUAAUUUAAUGAUUUAAUAAUAAAUUACUCUCUUUGCUCGAUUGUUCACGUUAUAAAUAAUUAUUGUUUAUGAUAUGUACAGUUGAAAUUACAUAAUAUGUUUACAAUUGUUUUCAAAAUAUAAAUAUAUA
Apis laboriosa (Himalayan honeybee) is the source of this 10013-nucleotide messenger RNA. RefSeq lists its product as uncharacterized. Lineage: Eukaryota; Metazoa; Arthropoda; Insecta; Hymenoptera; Apidae. The coding region runs from base 380 to 6886 and encodes 2168 amino acids. Gene Ontology annotation, molecular function: guanyl-nucleotide exchange factor activity; protein binding. Gene Ontology annotation, cellular component: cytoplasm. The transcript has 20 exons. Gene Ontology annotation, biological process: intracellular signal transduction. The record is from RefSeq and is a predicted model, not a curated record.